AUCACGUGGUAUCACAUGAUCACCUGUUUUCUGCGAGCUACCGAAACAGGCGGCUCAGGCGUCUCCUGCGGUUGAGGUUGUUUCAUACUGAAGGCCCCCGCUGUUCAGUGGUCAGUAGGUUUAAGUGAAGAGUCCGAAACAACAGCCAUCAUGAUUUUGCUUGGGUGAAGAUUUUCUGAUCUACAUCCCUCCCCAUGGAUCCAGAUGGUUGGGCACUAAUUUUCAUGGCUGCAUAAAGCUACAGCCUGUUGACUCAUGGCGAUUAACGCUGAUGUUGAAGACUGGGGUGGAGUCGACAGUAGUGACUCUGGAGAGAGGGCAUGGCUCUUGCAGAGUCCCAGCGUGGAUUCUGUUCGGCAGCUGGAGGCAGACAGGAGAGGCAUGUCAUCUAUGGGGGCAGUGUUCAUCGUGGUGAAUGCAGCACUGGGAGCAGGUCUACUUAAUUUCCCCGCAGCAUUCAAUAUGGCAGGAGGAAUAACUGCUGGAGUGAUGCUUCAGAUGUUCAUGCUAAUCUUCAUUAUAAGUGGACUGGUGAUUCUGGGCUACUGCUCUCAGGUCAGCAAUGAAAGCUCCUAUCAGGAGGUUGUUCGAGCCAGUUGUGGGAAAGUCACAGGAGUCCUCUGUGAAGUCGCCAUUGCUGUCUACACCUUUGGCACUUGCAUCGCUUUCUUUAUUGUCAUUGGAGACCAGCUGGAUCGCUUGAUAGAAGCAGUGGCUCACCACACAGAUGGUUCAGUCAAUGGCUACUGGUACACCGACCGCAAAUUUACCAUCACCGUUACUGCAGUGCUCGUUAUUCUUCCUCUCUCCAUCCCCAAAGAGAUUGGCUUCCAGAAGUAUGCGAGUGCACUGAGUGUGAUGGGAACCUGGUAUGUUACCGUCGUGAUCAUUGUAAAGUACAUCUGGCCAGAUAAAGAGGUGUCUCCGGGCUAUAUUGCCACCAGCUCUGCUUCCUGGACUGCAGUUUUCAAUGCAAUGCCCACAAUAUGCUUUGGUUUCCAGUGCCAUGUCAGCUGUGUGCCAGUGUUCAACAGCAUGAGCAGGAGGGAGAUCAAACCCUGGGGACUUGUUGUCACACUCAGCAUGAUAAUCUGCCUCUUUGUUUAUACAGGAACAGGUGUCUGUGGCUUCCUGACAUUUGGCUCCAAUGUCGAUCAGGAUGUGUUGAUGUCGUAUCCUCCUAACGAUAUUGCUGUGGCCAUCGCAAGAGCUUUCAUUGUCAUCUGUGUGAUCACCUCCUACCCCAUUUUACAUUUCUGUGGCAGGGCAGUCAUAGAAGGACUUUGGCUGCGUUUCCGAGGUGAGCAGGUAGAGGUGUGUGUACGCCGUGAGCAGAGGAGGAGGAUCCUGCAGACCCUGGUGUGGUGUGCGGUCACACUCGUCCUCGCACUGUUCAUCCCUGAUAUUGGUCGGGUGAUCUCACUUGUUGGAGGGUUGGCAGCCUGCUUUAUCUUUGUCUUCCCAGGUUUGUGUUUGAUGCAAGUCAAACUAUCAGAGACAGACAGCCGAUCUGCAAGCUGGCAUGGACUGGUGAUCUUCGGUGUUGCCAUGGUUACAAUCGGAGCUUUCAUCUUUGGCCUCACCACAACCAACUCCAUCUAUCAAGAUAUUGUCAGCUAAAAGGAACUCAUUUCUUUUUUUUUUUCUUUUUUUUUUUAUGGGAGCCAGUGGUGGCCCUUACUGAAGACAGAGGGGGCUCUUAGUCCUUUGCUGCUAUUCUGAUCUACGGGAUAAGAUGGAGAAGCAUCUCAUGACACUUGUUUAAAAUACUCAAAUCAACAGCUCUGCAGCCCGUCACAUCCCUGUUACGUACUGAGUUAAAACUCCAGCGCUCUCUGCUUAGUCGGGGAGUAGUUGAAGAUGGCACACAGUGCGAAGUGACUUCAGACACUUUGCCUUUUUAUUUUCUGUACAGUUUAAAGUGCAUGUUGUAUGAUUUUUAUUAUGUUUUAACUUGCAGUGAAAGCAGUUUUUGACAGUGUAGUCAUUCCAGAGGGGCCAAGAGUUGACCCUCUAUGGGUACUCUGGCCUGUUUACAAGGGCAUAAGGACCUUGUAUAGAAAGGUCUUACAUUGAAAUCUUUUUUUUUUUUUAUGAAGUUACUAAUUAGUUUUAAGUUGCAUGUGUUUCUAAUCAUUGGCAUGCUGUGGUUUCCAGGUCCAGAUUUGUGUUGGCGCUGCUUAUAGUUUGCCCACUAAUUAAGAAUUUUGUCUCUUCUCCAAAAGAAAAUUGGACUGAGUGACAGGUUCGUGCGCACACUAGGACAGAGUCAUUAAUGAGUGGCGUGUUAACUGCAGCGCUGGCUGUUCAAGUCUGACUGGAUUUCUUUUUUCCACCUCCACUCAGCACCUUAAAGGCAAACCAACUGUAUCAUGUUUUAAAAUAUAUGUAGGAAGUCAGGACUUAAAAUUACUUACAUAAUUUGUAAAGUAAGAAGCACUAUGAUAUUUACAAAUUGGCAAUGAUUUUAAGUUAUUUAUUCUAAGUUUGCAGAAGUUAAAGCUACAAAGAUAAACUUGUGUAAGACUAUAGAGCUUUAAAAGGGGUCUACUUUAGUGUGUAAAACAAUCAAGUGGCCAAGAGGCUGAAAACCACAGGGUCUCCCCAAAGGCUGUGCACAGAUCUGCAGGGUGUACAAAAUUAGCAAAAAACACAGGUUCUUCAGAUUGGAUUUAAAAAUGAUAUCUUUGAAUGUAUAUUAAAAAAAAA
Molecule: messenger RNA, 2709 nt
Organism: Monopterus albus (swamp eel)
Lineage: Eukaryota; Metazoa; Chordata; Actinopteri; Synbranchiformes; Synbranchidae
Gene: slc38a7
Product: solute carrier family 38 member 7
Exons: 13
Coding region: 256-1620 (454 amino acids)
Biological process (GO): amino acid transmembrane transport
Cellular component (GO): membrane
Molecular function (GO): L-glutamine transmembrane transporter activity; L-asparagine transmembrane transporter activity
Source: RefSeq, a predicted model, not a curated record